This is a messenger RNA of Centruroides sculpturatus (bark scorpion), 1999 nucleotides long. RefSeq lists its product as uncharacterized. NCBI's taxonomy places the organism in Eukaryota, Metazoa, Arthropoda, Arachnida, Scorpiones, Buthidae. The transcript is spliced from 4 exons. The record is from RefSeq and is a predicted model, not a curated record. Bases 197 to 1477 code for a protein of 426 amino acids.
GCGCAGCUCAUCCCUUGUUUACAAAUACAGGAAAUCGACGUUCCAGUUUUCUAAAUUUUCUACGAGAGGUCGCUUGUGUCGUAAACCCACUUCCCAGAAAUCCUCUAGACACGUUGCGUAUCAAAUUUCUCGCCAGUUUUCAACAGAGAAAAAUCCAUCGAGUAGAAAUCGCUUUCGAAUACGGCAGACAGUUAAUAUGAAUUGCUUCGGUUUAUUGGGCAUUUUAUUAGUAUUAGAAUGCAGAUUCUUGAAAGCACAAUCGGAUGAUUGGAAAAUUGAAAUAAGACAAAUUAAUUCAAAAUUAGCAGAUAUUUCCAAUAAGAUAACGUCAAUAGACAGACUGACAAGUAAAAUUGAUUUCAUAAGGUUGUCUUUAGACUUGGUUAAUAGCAAACUCGAUAACAGUAAAAGAAGAAUAGAAGAGACCGAAAAUAAUGUAAAACGAAUUUCUGAAAUUUGUUUUGGAAAUGAAAAAGAAAUCCAGAACGAGAGAUCAUCAAGUCAAAAAUUGAUAGAAAGUAAUUUAUCCAAUAAAAUAGAUCAUUACGGAAACAAAAUGCUAAAAGAACAACAAAAUAUGAAAAAUUCGAGCGGUCAUCAAACGCUAUUAUUAUACGAGAUUCAAAACAUUACCGUUUCGGGAUUAAAUAAGAUGCUUACGAAAUUGGAAACUCUUCUUGUAUCGUUCAAUCAACAAAUCCAUCUUUUCACGGGAAUAUCAUCAAAAGCAAAAGAUUUAUUAACAAGAUCGAUCGAACACGAAUCGCAAUUAAUUGAUCUGGAAGAAAAGCUUACGGAGAAUGAAAAUUGGUUUAAAAAAUCAGAUGAAAAUUUAAAGACUCGUUUCCUUCAGUUAUGGUCGAAUAUCUCUCUUGUUUUAAACGAGAAGAAAGGAGAUUUAUCUCAGAGAGCACUUUUUCGUUUAACCAGAACCAUUAAUCAAACCGAAGAAAUUAUUAACCUGAUCACCGAAAUGGGAGGAUUACUAGAACCAAAAGUUAUCCACGUUACGCGUUUAUCUGAGAUGAUCAGCAAAAAUUUAAAAGAUAAAACUUCCGAAGAUAUUUCGUCCAUCGCUAACAAUUUAACUACGUCGUUACAGGCAUUAAGAGAUACCGCUCCGUCCAUGAUGUUAGCACUGUCUGUAAAUGCGAAUUCUCUUCUGAAAAAUUUAAUAAAUUUGAAAAACUUGGAUGGUAAUAAAUCUCGAUGCGAAACGGAUGCUAUAGAAGAGAUACGCAAACAUCACGCAGAAAUGUCAAAAUUCAUAAGCGAUACAAAAGAAAAUAUAGAAACACGAGACGAAAACGCCGAAAAAAUAUGGGACGAAGUAAUGAAAAAAUUGCAGAAUAUUCCUCAAAAAAUUUCGGAAGUCGACGACGGAAAUGCUCUGCAAAAAUUGCAAGAGAUUAGCAGAGAAAUUAAAGAGUGUAGAGCUAUCUUGAAUAAAUUCAGUUUUGAUACCACAUUUGGGUAGUAUUUUCGGUUUUUUACGACUAGAAGAAAACUUCGCCGUCAUUUAAAGACAUCGAACUGUUCUGAUCCCACAAAAUUCCUCCGAUUGCAAAACGGAUUGCAUUAAUUCUAUAAUAAAAAUAUCACAAAUCAGAAGAAGUCUCAGAAUUUCUAACUUCGAGAACUGGUGCCUAAUAUCCAUUCCAAAAUUUGAAGUGUUACUUUGCAAACAAUAAGUUAUUAUUAAUUAUCUCAAACAAGUUUUGAAACGUAAUGAAAAUCUUAUUUUAAAAACGUUUUAAGUACUGUAUUAUUUUAAUGUGAGAAUAUAAAAUAUUAUCUUAAAAGUUAGUCUAAAAGAUGGUCUGCUUUUCUUAAUUUAGAAAACUAGCUAAUGUAUAUAAUAAUUCAUAAAAUAAAUGUAUGAAAAUUGCAUGUUCUGUUUGAAUAAGCUUACAUCAAUAUAUUGUAACUUGUCGAUUUUUCAUUUAAUUAAAUUUUUUACAAUUUUGUUAUUUUCAAAUAAUGUAACAAUAUUCAAUUU